This is a messenger RNA of Scatophagus argus, 4013 nucleotides long. It is a transcript of the gene inpp4aa, whose product is annotated as inositol polyphosphate-4-phosphatase type I Aa. Gene Ontology annotation, cellular component: cytoplasm. The coding region runs from base 294 to 3188 and encodes 964 amino acids. Lineage: Eukaryota; Metazoa; Chordata; Actinopteri; Scatophagidae. Gene Ontology annotation, molecular function: phosphatidylinositol-3,4-bisphosphate 4-phosphatase activity. The record is from RefSeq and is a predicted model, not a curated record. The transcript is spliced from 24 exons.
AGAGGGGGUAUUACGUCUCUAUGUGUCAGAGGGAGUCAGGGUGAGUCUCAGACUGCAGAUAUCGUCGAGUGUGCAACCAGGAUGCGCAUCAAUAUGAAGAGAAACCUUCUCCUGUCUUUAAACGUUUUAUCAUCGACAAACGUUUGACAACUCAGAUCAACACGCAAGGGAAACCAAUACGCGCACACAUCUCAGACGUGACGGACGAGAUUUGCUUUUGAGUCUGCUCGUCAUCCUUCUGCUCUUCAGCCCUUUGAUUCGAAAUCCGUCCUCAGCCCCGACGUGAACCCACCAUGUCCGGGAAGGAGCGCAGCCCCCGCCACCGGCCCUGGUCCGUCUACCGGGCCAACACGUUUGAUCUCUCAGCUGAGAUGAUGGGGCUGGCUCUCUCAGGCAACAGUCAGGAUCCAGAUGAGCCGGUGCUGGAGUUCAGCGUGGCCUGCAGUGAGCUGGUCACUCCCUCUCUGGACCGUAAGCCAACCAGCUUUGUCGCAGUCAGCUGCACUACUCCGCCGCAGGCCUUCUGGACCAAGCACGCUCAAACUGAAAUAAUAGAGGGCACCAGUAACCCCAUCUUCCUGAGCAGCAUCGCGUUCUUUCAGGACUCUCUGAUCACCCAGCAGACUCAGGUCAAACUUUCUGUCUACGAUGUGAAGGACCGCUCGCAGGGCACGAUGUACAUGCUUGGUUCGUCCAUGUUUUCUGUGAAAGAGCUGCUGCAGGACAAACACCACAGACUGCAUCUGACUCUCAGGUCAGCGGAGAACGAGCGCGUGGGGAACAUCACUGUCAUCGCCUGGCAGAUAGAGGAGAAGCGCGAGCAGAGAGCCCCUGUUGCAAGAUUACAGAGAGGAGACACUGUUAACGGAAGGAUGGUUCUGCCUGUUGAUGAAAGCUUGACUGAAUCCAUGGGCAUUAAAUCCAAGUCUUCAUCUCUAUGUAAAGACCCACUGCUAAAGGCUGUGUUUGGGGGCGUCAUGUCGCGGACAUACCGGUUCCCCACCACGGACGGCAACCACCUUCGGAUCCUGGAGCAGAUGGCAGAGAGUGUCCUGUCCCUUCAUAUUCCUCGACAGUUUGUUAAACUGCUGCUGGAGGAAGAUGCUGUCAGAGUGUGUGAGCUGGAGGAACUGGGAGAGCUAUCUCCAUGUUGGGAGAACCUCAGGAGGCAGAUCAUCACUCAGUAUCAGACCAUCAUCCUCACCUACCAGGAGACCAUAAGUGACCUCCACGAAUACAAAGGUCCUUCAUUUAAGUCCAGUACCUUGAAAGCUGAGAGGAAGUUGGAGUUUAUUCCUACUAACCUGCACAUCCAGAGAAUGAGAGUACAGGGAGAGUCUGGCUAUGACCGGACAUAUGACGUCGUGACUAUUGGAGCUCCUGCGGCACAUCAUCAAGGCUUUAAAGGCUGCGGCCUCCGAAAACUGCUGCACAAACUUGAAGAAGCCCGGAAACACUCUUAUGAGGAUGAAAGCUCUGCUGGCUCUGGUUCUAAAAGACUGGCGUACCAGCCUCAGGAUGUAGUGAAAGCAAAGGAUCUGAUUGCACAAAUUAACACCCUGAAGACUCAAGUGUGUUACUACACUGAACGUCUGUCUCGAGCCGCCAAGGACCGCUCAGCUAACGCUCUGGAGAGAACCCUGACUAUCCUGAAAGAGAAGACUCGUCAGCUGGUGACCGUGUGCGACUCCAAACUGCUGUCCUCAGCCAUCCUCGCCCUGGCAGCCGCCCGCCCAGAGUUCACUAAGCAAGGCACCCCGUCUCCGUCCUCCUCCUCACUCUCACCCUCCUCUCGUUCCCCCUCACGCUCCCCCUCCCGCCACCCAACCUCCCCGUCUCGUGCUUCCACCUCGCCUUCUCGCCAUGCAGCUCCACCAGAGGGCAGCGAAGGGAGUAAAAACAAGCGUGCCUCCUUUCAAGCAGAUUUGUACGAGGAGGAGUGGGAGAAGAUUUGGCUAAAUGUUGAUAAGAGUCUGGAGUGCGUGAUCCAGAGAGUAGACAGGCUGCUGCAGAGAGACAAGCUCCAGAGUGACAGUAGCUCUGAAGAUGUCUUCUUGCUCACCGACGAGGAGCCGACUAACACUAAGAAAGAUAGCAGCCCAGAGGUAGAAAAGACAUCCCCAGGCGAGUGGAGCGAUGCCCUCUACCCUCUCCUCACCACGCUGACGGACUGCGUGUCUCUGAUGAGCGACAAAGCCAAAAAGGCCAUGGUGUUUCUGCUGAUGCAGGACAGCGCCCCCACCAUCGCCACGAGCCUCACCCUGCAGUACCGCCGCGACGUCGUCUUCUGCCAGACGCUGACUGCGCUGAUCUGCGGCUUUGUUAUCAAGCUGAGGAACAGUCUCUGUGACUCGGGCUUCCUCAGGCAACUACACACCAUCGGCUUACUGGUGCAGUAUGAGGGCCUGCUCAGCACCUAUGGUGAGGAGCUGGCCAUGUUGGAGGAUAUGAGCGUGGGAGUGACGGACCUGAGAAAUGUCACCUUUAAAGUUACCCAAGCAACUUCAGCUUUCACCCCAGACAUGCUGCCAGUGAUCACAGGAAACAGGAACGGCUUUAACGUCAGGGUUCCUAUGCCAGGGGUGAUGUUCGACACGCUGCCACGAGAGAUUCAAAACGGGAUGCUCCUGCGCGUGCAGCCCGUCCUGUUCAACGUCGGGAUCAACGAACAGCAGACGCUGGCCGAGAAGUUUGGAGACACGUCACUACAAGAAGUGAUCAACAUGGAGAGCAUGUCUCGCCUCAGCUCAUACUACGACCAGUUUAAAGAAGUCCUGCCUGACGACUGCCUGCCUCGUUCCCGCAGUACCACCAGUCUGCCUGAGCUGCUUAAACUGCUGAGCCAGAAUGUGAACGCCAAGAAAAGCAAGAAUGUGGAGAUUCUGUGGCAAGCGGCCGAGGCAUGUCGCCGUCUGAACGGAGUGCGUUUCACCAGCUGUAAGAGUGCCAAGGACCGCACAGCCAUGUCUCUGACCCUAGAGCAGUGUCAGAUCCUGCAGCAGGAACACGCCCUCGCCCCACAGGUCUUCUACCAGGCCUUGGACUGCAUGCGCAGUGAGGGCUGCAGGAGAGAGAACACCAUGAAAAACGUGGGAUGUCGUAAAUAUGCCUUUAAUUCUCUCCAGCUCAAGGCCUUCCCUAAACAGUAUCGCCCUCCAGAGGGGACGUAUGGGAAGGUUGAGACCUAAGUGGACUCCUCUAACUGGAGGGAACCGAAAGACUGAAGGGGAUGAUGAUGAUGAUGAUGGCGCCACACAAAGAAAAAUACCAACACAAACUGGAACAACAGCCCUUUGUUUUGUGCUUAGUCACUGCUAAGAUGAUUAAUGUCCAAGUGCCAGUGCUACUCUAGUUUGUUUCAUAGCAGCUUCCCCUCUCCUCCUGUAGUAUUAUCAUCACACACUUUUCACGGCCACUUCACAGCCAGAAACAGUGAAGAUACGGCUUUCUGUCUUACAUUGUAGCCAGUGUGCAGACAACACUGUUGGCUGCUGCACCAGUUGUAGCAUCAGGAGGCGUCAUUUUAACUUAACCUAGAAAUAAUAUGUGCAAAUGACUCAGCCUUUUGAAAGAUGAUGUGAGACACACAUUUGUGACCUUACUGCAUUUGUUAAUUUAUUUGUCAUUCUACAACACAGAGUUGCACAAUGAAAUCCAAGUUGUAGUCACUUUUUGCUACACAAAAAAGUUAAAGGAUAAAGCUGGCAUUUUUUCCUUGUAAGCAAAUCCCAUGCUAAGACCAAAACCAACAAUGAAUUGAUCCUACCUGAUUUAGCUUACACGACUUCAAUGUCGUCAAAAAACUAUUAAAAUCACAUCACUGAGCCACACUGUUUCAUUAUGGCGAAUAUGACCACUAUAGUUCAUUAUGAGUGAAGUCCACAAACCUCCUGCUACUGUAAAACUCGCUAGAGCACCAAAUGUGUAUUAAUCCGCCCCUGAAAAUAGUCCCCAGCAAAUGCCCCAUUUACACUUGUUUGAGUAACAUUUGUGAUAAACUACAUCACCCAGCA